AAUAACAAAAAGUCCACACGAAAUCCGAAUAAAAUAAAUAAAAAUGCUGAAAAACUUUAAGCGUUUUAGCAUCCAUAGAAAGGACGACCAAAAAAUCCUUACUACCUGCGAGGAAAACGAACUCAAAUUUAUUUUCGUUUUGCCAGACGACUGCAAUGGAGACAUUGAAUCUGCUCCACAAAACUUGUGCGAAGCCUUCAAACAUUGGACUAAAACUUUUGAGAAAAGUUCGAUUUUAUCGGACACUGCUGCGUUAAAUUUGACUCCGUCAGAAGUCAAUCACAAUGAAAUUUAUAUUUUUUCAAACACCGAGAGCCAAUCUUUCGCCUAUUUAAAAGGACUGGGUGCUUUAAUUUUAGGCGCAAGAUGCAUUCUCGACUGUUUCGCUAACAAUAUGCCCGUGCCCAUCAGCUCUUCGCCAAUUUUGGCAGUUUCAAUGAAUGGCAUCGUCGUUUCAAUUUCGGGACCUACUGGCGAGCAACGUGAAGAGAUAAAGAUGCUGAUUGGAUACAUGGGUGGCGUUUGUUACGACGAUCUGAAUGCCUCAUGCACCCAUUUGGUGGCCAGUCAUGUGACAUCGGAAAAAUACGAAAUUGCGGCAAAACGAAAACUCAAAAUUAUGCAUUUUGGCUGGAUUUACGACUUGUGGAAGGCCAGUUGUGAGCGAAAUGUCCGAGCUGACGACGAGGAAUUCGACAAACAUCGUUUGCCGAUUUUCUAUCCGCUUUGUGUGACCUCAACGGGCUUGACUACGAAAGCUCGGGAGAAAGUAAAGAAUCUCAUAAAUGCGAAUGGGGGAACGUAUGAAGGUGCUUUCUCGUCGGAACGAACUCAUAUUCUAAUUUUGGAAAUGGCAUCGAAAAAUUCGCCCAAAUUUUUGACGGCAUGCAAGUACAAAAAGGAAUGUUUGACGCCUCAAUGGGUGUUUGACAGUGUUGAACAGGGGUAUGCGUUGAGCUUUGAGCCAUAUAGGGUGUCUUCGAUGCGUGUAUCGACACCAACGAAAGACUUUAAUCAGGUGCCUUCGAGUGAAUUUAAUCCGAAUAGCACGACACUUUCUGACAUUUCGCAUGUUGAUACCACGAAGACUGGCAGUAUUACAAUUAAUGAGACUACAAAUCAGAGCAGGAUGUCGUCCUUUUCGAAAACAAUUUCAAGUAGAACAACGAAAAGUACUGAAUCAAGACUGUCAGAAAAAUCCUACAAAGCAACCCUAGAAAAGCUGUCUUUAAGUAUUGCAAAGCGAUCAACGGGAUUUCUCGAUGGAUGCAAAGUAUACCUGAGUGGAUUUGAUAACGACUCGAAAGAUAAACUCGUUAAAUUCUUAAAUUACGGCGGCGCUAUUCGGUAUAAUGAAUUAAGUGACCAAAUUACGCAUGUCAUUGUUGGCGAAUAUGACUCAAGUGAUAUGAUAGAAAUUCAAUCGAAAAAUUUGCAUCCUCAUAUUGUGACGUUGGACUGGGUUGUCGAAAGUUUGGCUGCAAAGGAACCCGUCGCUAGUGAAAAAUUUUUAUACAAAAAAUUGUCAAAGGACACCCAAGAACCAAGUUUGCCGUCUCCAGCAAGUAAAAAAGCAAUUUUGUCAAUGAAUCACAGUUUCAAGCGACCAGUUGUGCCGCCGAAAUUAAACCUUGCACCAACAAAUCAAGCUGAGGAAUCUAACGACACUGGCAAAGUUAAAAAAUCAGUAGAAAGUACAAGCAAAGAUCAAACAGAUGCUGAAUCCAAUUUCGUAAAGCAAUAUUUAUGCCAACAAGAAAAACCACUAAAUGCACCUGAAGUAAAACUUGACACUAAUAUCGAUACUGAAGAUUUAGAGGAACUUAAUUAUUUGGCUGAUAAGACUGUUUUCUUAUUUGGAUUCGCCGGCGAGACUUUGGAGUCUUUGAUAUUAGAUUGUGAACAAGCAAAAGCCUGCAUCGUCGACGAACUUUUCACGGGUGUCGUUGAUUACGUAAUUACUCCCGUUAUCCUUCCACAAGUAGAAAUCCCCGUUAAAUAUAAACAAAUGGUUUCCGAGUCAUUUAUUGAAACUGCAAUACUGGAGAACAAAAUCCCAGAAAAACUGGAAUAUUAUCAUUAUCCCAUCAAAUAUUCUGAAAGUGAUCCAAAACCUUUGACCGGAGAUGUCGUGUCUUUCAGCAUUUAUUCCGGAUGCGAACGAAUUUUCAUAUCAAGCAUGGCCGAGCUUCUUGGCGCAAAGGAAGAAGAAAAAUUUUACAAAAAAUUAAAUCCAAUUUUAAUCGUACCGAGACCGGAGGGAGUUAAAUAUGAAGCUGCUAUGAAAUGGGGAUUGACGGCUAUAACGGCAGAAUGGCUCAUAAAGUGUUUCGAAACAAAAAUGCGGCAACCAUUCGAUGAAUAUCUUGUUGGAAGAGAAAACAAAAGUGACACAACUUUAAAAAAUGUCGAGGAAAAUCAAGAGGAAAUGACGAAAAAUGUUGAAAUGGAAAACGUCAAGGAAAAAAAUGAAGAAGAUUAUGUCUUGAAAAAUCCCCGUUUGUCCGAAUUACAGAAAAACUCAACAAAUAAGGAUAAAAUGGAGUCAAGUAACAUCUCUGGGAACAUUAGUGACUUGGAUUUAGAUACGCCAGCCAAAGCUCUUGUAAAGAAUUUACUUCGGGAUGAAGCUGUGAAGGAAACUCCAAAUACGAAACGUCUCAAACUCUGUAUUCAAAGUGCUGGUCCAAAAAGCAGCAACACUCCAAAAGUACCCAAGUGCAUUCUUACGCCGAAUAAUAUGUAUUCUCGGCAACUUGAUGACACUCCCGAUACGCGUCACUCGAACAAACGAAAAUUGGAUGUGUUGGACACUUACUACAUGCCGAGCAAAGAUCGACGUAAAAGCACGCCUUUCAGUGAUGUCCGGAAGCAAUUUUGGAAAAGUGCUUUGGGCGAAGAAGAUAUCGAAGCCGGUUCAAGUGAAAAUUUAAGCAAAACAUCAACAGAAAAUAAAACUCCGUUAUCCACGAAGGGACUUCAAAAAGUCAUAAAACACUUCGGUCCAAAAAGUUUGACGAAAGAUGCCGAAAGUUCCUCUUCUAUCGAAAAUCACAAUAUAUCUUUCAAUGAAAACGAGCCGAAAGACGAUAAAAAUGAAGAAGAUGAUGGUCUCUCAAAAGUAGCAAAUUUAAUAAAAUCCCGCUCAGAAAAAUCAAAAUCAUCUACGAAGAUGCCGCCGCCAAAACGCACGUUAGAAAUGCCAUUGUGUCAAGUAAACUCGGAAAUUCUGAACGGCGAAUCGCAGGAUAUUGAAGUCGGAUGGAAAACGCGUCGUUCAGUUCAAAUCAAAAAAUUUAUGUUCACGUCCAUGAAUGAUGAGGAUAAGUUGCGUUACAUGAAAAUUGUUGAACAAUUAGGAGCGGAAAAUCUCAACAUGUCUACGGGCUUUGAUGACGCCUGUACUCAUCUGAUUUUUAGUCGACCGAAUCGAGGUGAAAAGGUCAUGGCUGCGAUCUCGGCUGGGAAAUGGUGUUUGAUGCCGUCCUAUUUGGAAGAUUGUCUGGCGGCAGGGAAAUUCCUAAAUGAAGAAAAUUACGAAUGGGGAAAUCCAGCAGCACAAAAAUCUACAAUCAACUUAGCAGAAACAGAACUUAAUGUUGCAAAAAGUUGUUACAAUUGGCGUUCCAAAAUAGCAUCAACUAGAAUUGCUGGAGCAUUUCACAAAUUUGUAGUUAUUCUUCAUGUAGCGAAUCGUGAAGCAUUUAAACGGAUCAUUAAAGCAGGAGGAGGAAAAGUUUUGGAAAUCAGUGAGCCAUACCACACAAAUGAAGCUGCCAAAGAAGCUACUCAUUGUUUUAUUGAUGCGAAAAAUUGUACAUUAACAGACACAGAUGUCGCGUUUUUAAGGGAAGCUGGAGUUCAGGUGCUCCUGAUCAAUUAUAUCAAUGCAUAUCUGAAUAAUGAAAAUAUUAAUACGGAAAAGUUUUCCAUUAAAAUUAAGUCUCCAACAGUUUAAUUGCUUCAAAUUAUUUUCAAAUAAAUUUAAUA
This is a messenger RNA of Culicoides brevitarsis, 3990 nucleotides long. RefSeq names its product DNA topoisomerase 2-binding protein 1 (gene mus101). The transcript is spliced from 7 exons. The record is from RefSeq and is a predicted model, not a curated record. The coding region runs from base 44 to 3958 and encodes 1304 amino acids. Gene Ontology annotation, biological process: mitotic DNA replication checkpoint signaling; mitotic G2 DNA damage checkpoint signaling; DNA replication initiation. NCBI's taxonomy places the organism in Eukaryota, Metazoa, Arthropoda, Insecta, Diptera, Ceratopogonidae.